Messenger RNA from Mytilus trossulus (common blue mussel), 5503 nucleotides. RefSeq names its product protein PALS2-like. The transcript is spliced from 15 exons. Gene Ontology annotation, molecular function: protein binding. The record is from RefSeq and is a predicted model, not a curated record. Lineage: Eukaryota; Metazoa; Mollusca; Bivalvia; Mytilida; Mytilidae. Gene Ontology annotation, cellular component: cell-cell junction; plasma membrane. The coding region runs from base 118 to 1827 and encodes 569 amino acids.
CGUAGAUGCUGUUACAAACGACUUUGGUCGGAUAAAUGUCACAAAUAUUUCACAGGUGAAAACCGCGUCAUUUUACUUAGUCAAGUAUUCAAACAGAUGUGAAUUAAAGGUUAAACAAUGCCAGCUGCAACAAAUGACAGUCAAGAGACUGCACUUGAUUGUCUCCAUGACUUACGAUCACAGCUUGAUGACAUUGGUGAUAGAACAGGUGCUCGUGAUGCUGACCUCGACUUUCUGAAAAGCUUUUUAACAGAUCCUGUUGUACAAAAAAUUGCACAGGCUGAUGAUGAGUUGAAGCUUCCCAUGUCCAAUCCUCCCAGUGAUGUCAGAGGAGAGAAGUUAUUAGCAGAUGUUAACAAUGUCAUACAGAAAGUUGUAGGAACAGCCAAUGGAAGAGACUUGGAUGAGAUAUUAUCAGAUCCACAUAUUGGGGCUUUGAUGAAAGCAUAUGAUGAUGUAGCAGACAAAAACUAUGAAGAAGAAUUAUACGAAACUAACAAGCUAGCUCAGCCUCCUCCACCAGUCUUCAGUGCUGUAGCAGACCAUGUUAGACUUGUCAGUAUCAAGAAGGAUAAAACAACAUCUUUGGGUAUUACAGUGAAAAUAGAUGAGAAUUUUAAUUUGAGAAUUGCCCGAGUUUUAGCUGGUAGUGUCAUUGAUAAACAAGGUAUGUUACAUGUUAAUGACAUCAUAAAAGAAGUGAAUGGAAUACCUGUAGCCACUCCAGAACAGCUGAUGGAUAUUAUCAGAGUGGCAGAGAGUGAAAUCACAUUUAAAAUUGUUCCAACAAUGCAGGAUAUUAAUUUUAAGACACAGAUGUUUAUGAAGGCCCACUUUAACUAUGACCCUCUGAAGGACAGAUUGAUACCCAGUAAAGAUGCAGGUCUGACUUUCAGUGAUGGAGACAUUCUACAUAUCCUCACUUCUGAGGACCCUAACUGGUGGCAGGCCAGGCGGGUAGUAAAGGAUGGAGAAGGGCCUACAGGACUGAUCCCAUCACAGCAAUUAGAGGAAAAAAGAAAGGCAUUCGUACAACCAGACUAUGAUUAUUCUAAAAGCAGUUUAUUGUGUGGUCUUAAAAGGAGAAAGAAGAAGAAAAUCAAUUACACAAGCAGUAAACAUAAAGAGUUUGAUAAAUGUGAAAUUACCAUAUAUGAAGAGGUGACUAAAAUGCCUCCAUUCCAGAGAAAGACCUUAGUCUUGGUUGGGGCAAGUGGAGUGGGGAGGAGAGCACUGAAACAAAAAUUACUGAAAGAUGAUCCAAGGAGAUUUGGAGCUGUUAUGCCACAUACAUCAAGAGCCCCAAGAGAAGGAGAAGUCCAUGGUAAAGGAUACUAUUUUACAGAUAGAGAAGGCAUGGAUGAAGAAAUAAGAGAAGGAAAAUACAUUGAGUGGGGAGAGUUUAAUGGUAAUCUGUAUGGAACUAAACUGGAGUCCAUUCAUAAUGUUACCAUGGAUGGAAAAAUGUGUGUUCUAGAUGUUAGUCCCACUUCAUUAAAAGUUUUGAAGACAGCAGAGUAUAUGCCCUUUGUUGUAUUUAUUGCUGCACCUGGUAUUGAGGCAUUAAAAAGAAUGUAUGAGGAGGGAAGGCGGAGAGGUCUGGUGGGCCGUAAAGGGGCAAGUGGUCAUGGCACUAUUGAAGUUAAAACUGAACAUGAUUUUUACGAGUCGAUUCAGGAAAGUCAGAACAUAGAGAGAGUAUACAAGGGAAUGUUUGAUUUUACACUUGUCAAUGAUGACUUCGAUGAAACGUAUAGAACUUUGAGACGUGAAUUAGACAAUUUAAGUUCUGAGCAGCAGUGGGUGCCCAUUAACUGGGUCUAUUAACCUGUAAAUUUGUACAUUCUUUAUAUCAGCUGCGUUGGAUAGAAAUCGGCCUUAUGCAAGUCCACAUUUACAUAUACAUGUAUACAAUUUUGAUUAGUUUUAGGAAAAUUCAACAUGUACAAGUACAAAAUAAAAGUUGAAUGUUGGUCUGUGUUAUAUGGUUCUUAUAACAACUCAAUUUUCAAACAAUUCCAGACAUUUGAUUGAGAUUUAAUUUUAAGCCGAAAAAGGAAAAUAUUUAUAUUCCCUUGCAUAAGGUGGAUUUCUAUCUGACUGAGCCCAUAUCAUAUCAUAUCAAGGGGGAGGUUGUGCAUCAAUAGAGUGCUUAAUGAUAUUGGCAGGUAGUUUGGAUUAGAGGAAAAUUUAAGAUAUUACAAGCUUUGUAAAUGCAAAGGUAUGGUGAAUCUUGUAUACAGUACUGAAUGUGUUGGGAGAAAAGAAGUUCUUUGAAUUUUUUGCCUAUUUUUCUUAUUUUCAUGAUUUAUAUAGGGAAAGGCCUAUUGUCAAGUAGUUUGGUUUAGAGGAAAUUUUAAGAUAUUACAAGCUUUGUAAAUGCAAAGGUAUGGUGAAUUCUGUAUAUUGUACUGAAUGUGUUGGAAGAAAAGAAGUUCUCUUUGAAUUUUUUGCUGGUUUUUCAUAUUUUCAUGAUUUAUUUAUAUAGGAAAAGGCCUAUUGUCAGGUAGUUUGAAUUGGAGGAAAUUUUAAGAUAUUACAAGCUUUGUAAAUGCAAAGGUAUGGUGAAUCUUGUAAAUUGUACUGAAUGUGUUGGAAGAAAAAAAGUUCUUUUUGAAUUUUUUGCUGGUUUUUUAUAUUUUCAUGAUUUAUUUAUAAAGGGAAAGGCCUAUUGUCAGGUAGUUUGGGUUAGAGGAAAUUUAAGAUAUUAAAUUCUUUGUAAAUGCAAAAGUUAUGUACUGAAUUCUGUAAAUUAUACUGAAUCUGUUGGAAGGAAAGAAGCUCUCUUUGAAUUUUUUGCUCAGUUUUCAUAUUUUCAUGAUGUAUUUAUACAUUUAAUACAACUUUGCAACAUUUUUUUUCACAAAAUUUUCUACUCAGGUGAGGGGAAAUAAAUUGCUUACAAGUGAAAAUUUAGUUUGACAACAGUAUUUAAAAGACUACAUCAAGGCUGUGAUUUAGAAUUUAAAGUAAAAACUUGCAAAAAUGAAAAUAAGAAAUAUUUGCAAAUGUAUUGGUCAAUUCAAUAUACACCACAAAACAAUGAAUACAUCGGCAAAUAUUCAAAUUCUAUAUAACGUAUUGUCAUUAAUCAAAACCAAUAACGUUUGUAAAACAUUACCAUUUUUAUGUUUUUUGUGUAUGAUAAUGUCUUUUAACCAUGUAAUUUGGCCUUUAUCAUAAAUACAGUACUGGUAUGCAUAAAUAUCACAUUUAGAUGUUGUAAUUAAGUGUUACACAUGCUAUAUAUAGAUUUACUUGAUAGUGGAAAGAUUUGUGAUUAUUCAGCUAUGACUGCAUCAAAUUGAUUUUUCAUAAUUUUGAUUUCAAAAGUUAUUCAGGGUUACGAUUUCUGGACUUCUUUAAUCUUUUUUCAAAUACAAGUAAUUUGAUGUGUAUUAAUUGUAAUCUUUAGGCAGCACAUAUAUAUGUAUUAAGUGUCUUACUUAUCAGUGUUUAUCUAUGUAUACAGGAUGAAAAGAGAUCCUCUGUUUCUUUGUUAUUAUUUUUCUAAAUGAGAAAAAUGUUCUUUGCUGUUUAUUACAUAGUGUAAAGUUAUUUGAUAUAAUUUUCACAUUAUACGAGAUGUCUGGCAAUGCCUAUUUUGCAUGCAGAUUUUUUUUUAGCAUUUAUAGUUAACCUCAAGAUGAAUUAUGCAGAAAGCAGUUUUAUACUGGCACCAUUUCUAUUAUAAAUUUACACAAGACUUAUACUGUUUUUGGGUUUUUUUUCUCACUUUUCAAGGUUGUAGGGUGACCUAAAAUUAAUUAUAUCAACUUACAUGCAUGAAGAGGAACUUUUAUAUAUCUCUUUGCAUUUUUAUGUCUAUAAUGUCAACCAAGGCAGUGUGCACUUUUAACAUUAUUUAACCUCAAAACCUCAUGAUUACUUCUGCACGGUCAUUUUAGACACAAAACUUACAGGAAUUAUUAUAUUUCUCUAUUUUGCUUGAUUGAUCAUAUUUUAUAAUAGCAACAUAAUAAAGGCAUAAUAUAAGGACAAUCUUUUAUAUCAAGGACAUUUUAUUUAUAAAAAAAGAUAAUUCUUUUGAUAAAAAAGUUAAUUCUAUUUAUAGAACAUUAUUUGGAUUGAUUAAUUGUAUGAAGAGAUUAAUAAGUGGAUAAACUAUAUGAAGUUAACAGUAUAUUUGGUAAAAUAGAUAAUUUGAUAUUUUUCUUAUUUCUAACUUUAUUGCACAACAAGAGAAGUUCCUUUGUCUAGUAAGAGGUCAACACACAUUGAGUCAAUUACAUCCAUUAAGAUUUGUUUCAUUAUAUAUGCAUCUGUAUUUUAUCUAAUUUGAAUAAAUAAACCAUUUUAUGUAAAUUAUGCAGAUAUUCAUCACCAAAUGUCAUGUGAUAAUGGGUUGUUACUACUUUGUACAUUUUAUGUUUUAUAAUAGGUUGUAGAAAAAAACAUUUUAAGGCACACCUUUUGGCUAUUAGUCUGUCUUUGAUUGGUUGUUAUGAUAGGUUGUAGAAAAAACAUCUCAAGACACGCCUUUUGGCUAUUAGUCUGCCUUUGAUUGGUUGCCAUACAUAUUUUUCGUAAAAUUUCGAUGACACAAGAGUUAAGGUUCGACUACAAAGUGAUUUCUUAUAAUGACAAUAGGUCAAGUGUUAAGGUAUCCAAAAAUAAAGAUAAGAACUAUUAUUUAUGUACCCUAAGUAAAAGAUUAGUGUCAAGUCUGAUAUUUGUAACAUAUCAUAGGUCACGGGUUGUACAUAAGAUUUUGUAUAUUGAGAAAAUUACAUUCUUUUCCAAAUAAUUUCCUUUUUAAUAACUGGAAUUUAUCAGCUAUAUACCUAUAGUGCGUGAUUUUAACAUUUUUUCAUAUACAUGUAUAUUUUUUUCAGAAAUUUUAGUAUACUUUUUUUUUAUAUUUAAAAUUUUGUCUUCUAUGUAUAUUAUACUUUGUGCUCUCCAUUUCUGGCUGUGAAAGUACAACAAUACACUUAGAACAAAUAUGAGUAAUAUAUUAUUUUUUUAUGAGAGCAGUUCAAGAAACACUACUAAGUUUAUAUAUUUUUUUUUAUUUUUUGAGAACUUUAAUAUUUGUGAAAAUUAUGAAUACAUAGCGCAAUAUAUAUAAAAAAAAUUACACACAUAUUGUAAAACACUUACAUUAUAAUUUGAUUUAGACUAUGAGUGUCUGGAAGGGGUUUACAAAAUAGAAAAUAUUGGACUAAAAUAACAAAGAAUAGAUAAUAAUGCAUUAAUGGAGUUUUAGAUAAAAAGAAGAGAUUAAUAGUCCUAAUAGAUGAAGAAUAGAGAAAAAUGGCCCAACAAUUAAAGAAUAAAAAAUGAAGCCCUCCCCAAUUCCAGACUUUCAAUUAUUAAAAUUCAAUAAAGUAGUACUAAUCCCUCCAUAGAUUGUCUUGUGUGAUAUAUAUUUUCUCGUAUGCAAAUUAAGCUUUCAGAGAUGUAAAAUAGAUGUAAAAUAUUCAAAUUAUAUUUUUUGAUUAUGCAAACCUAUUACAAUAAAACAAUGAUGGUAAACAUG